UAUAAAUGGAACAAUUGCUGAGAAGAAAGGUCAGCAGCCAAGAGGAGAGCGACAGGGUGACUAGGUUUGCUGGGAGGCAGGAGGAAGACACAGAGAAUAUACAUAUUCAGGCAGACAGGGCGUCUGUGCCAAGCGUGAUACUCGGGUAAAGAGCGGGUCGUGAGGCGAGAGGUGACGUAUGUGUGUCUAUAUAAGGUGUCACGUCACACACAGACACACAGACAGAGAGGCUGGGAGCGCUGGAGACACACACCAGAUCAUCAGCUGCUGAGGAUCACCUUAACACUGGUCAUUAAAUCAUCGGAGCAUCUUCCUCCGGAAUGUUUUGCUCCAAGAAGAAAGCACUUGCCUCGUGUCCAAAUAUUCUCACUCCAGAUCAAAUCCCUACAUUCUUUAUACCGCCUAAGCUGUCAUCAUUUCCAGAUGGGGGCAGCCAUGUUGGAAUGUGGCUUCAGAAGAAAAUGUCAGAGCCUGGAUCCGGAGCCACAUCCAAGGUGUUACUGAGAUCAGCCAGCCGCCAUGUCAUUCAGGUGGAAGAUGUGGAGCAGGAGACAGAAGCCCCAGAUCAAAGGCAUCAUCCAGCCUUAGCUGCCACCAUCAUGACAACUCCCUAUCUGUCUGAGAGCCCACACACACGCAGGCGGGAGUCCCUCUUCCAUCAGAUGUGCCACACACAGGGACCCUAUGAGGUAAAACCGCUUUCCCCACUAGAUUCAGAUUCUAUACUGAGUUGGAAGUCAUCCUCCCAUGACCUCAGCACCCAGCAGGUUCAUUAUGGAGCAAUGGACAGUGACGCCACAUCAUCUUCGGAAUCCUCGCCCUAUGGCUCACCCCUUUUAAGUCGGUCGCUGGUAGGGAGCUCUGGUCAAGUCUCUGGCAGGCAACGUCUCCUUUGUCGCGCUCUGACUGUCAAGAACUUGACUCGGGCUAGCUCCUUGUCCACCGAGGAGGCAAGCUCAACAGACACCAGUCCCAAUCUGUCCUCCAGGGAAAGCCGCUCCAGCUCCAGAGCUUCUAUGAUCCAUCUAGUUCCUCCACCUAUUUUUCACUUGGACUUUAUCUGUUGUCAGGAGCGACUGACCAAAGAGACAGAUGUACAGCUAAGUAAAGGGGGUCUGCUCCGCUUGUCUGUUGAGUAUGUGAAAGAAUUGGGACGUCUGAGGGUGAAGUUAGUGAUGGCGGAGAAUGUCUACCCUUUCAACCAAGACCCCAAGAACAUCAGCUGCUGUGUGGUGAUGUGCCUGUUGCCAGGGAAGAUACAGAAGCAGAGAAGCACCAUCAUCCGGCGGAGCAGGAAUCCUAUUUUUAAUGAAGAUUUUUUCUUUGAGGGCAUCGAGAAAGGGGACCCAGACAAUCUCAGCCUGAAGGUGAAAGUUAUAAACAGAGGGACAGGUAUGAAGCGAGACCAUGUGCUGGGUCACAGUCAGCUGAAACUUUCCGCCAUUCUACCAAUGUAA
Molecule: messenger RNA, 1457 nt
Organism: Pseudophryne corroboree (corroboree frog)
Lineage: Eukaryota; Metazoa; Chordata; Amphibia; Anura; Myobatrachidae
Product: C2 calcium-dependent domain-containing protein 4C-like
Exons: 2
Coding region: 321-1457 (378 amino acids)
Source: RefSeq, a predicted model, not a curated record